AUGAACGAGCAGAUUGCCUCCGGUGGCUCAUUUCUUUCUGAUGCCGUUGAGCAACGCUGGCGGUACUUCAAAUCCACCGCAUCUUGGACCCUCUCUACCGGGAUGAGGUGUUGGUACCAAACGACAAUAGACCAUCUCAAGGUGCACCUUAACAUAAUGACUGGAGAGCUACUUGUUAACGACCUACCUCUUUCUCGUCUACCUGCGGACUACGAAACCCAUCAUGAAUAUGAGAGAAUAUUCGGUGAUCUUUCACACAACGUUAUGCCAAGCACGAGCUCGGGCAUGGUCUUCUGCACAGCCCAGCUCCUCCACGGCUACACAGUCCACUUUGGAAGGGAAAGGCAAGACUUGCUCCUCCGCCUAUAG
Molecule: messenger RNA, 369 nt
Organism: Penicillium manginii
Lineage: Eukaryota; Fungi; Ascomycota; Eurotiomycetes; Eurotiales; Aspergillaceae
Exons: 1
Coding region: 1-369 (122 amino acids)
Source: RefSeq, a predicted model, not a curated record